Molecule: messenger RNA, 1203 nt
Organism: Cygnus atratus (black swan)
Lineage: Eukaryota; Metazoa; Chordata; Aves; Anseriformes; Anatidae
Product: C-type lectin domain family 4 member F-like
Exons: 6
Coding region: 538-1161 (207 amino acids)
Source: RefSeq, a predicted model, not a curated record
CAGCGCGGGCCAGGCGAGGGGUGAUGGAGCUGGGCAGAGUCCCCUGGGCAUGUCGGGGACGUGGCCCUGCUCCCCCUGGGGACAUGCUGGGGACCUGGCCCUGCUCCCCCUGAGGACACAGGUGCUGCCUGCACCCAGCCCCGAGGGGUCCCCCCUGUGCUGCUGCGCCUGCGGCUGAGCAGGGCUGGGGCCGUCCCCCCGUGCUGUCCCCACGAGCUUGAUGUGUCCCCACGGGAGCCACCUGUGGGUCACCACCAGCCAGGGCUGGCCGUGGGGUGGGGGGACAGGGAUCCCCCGUGCAGGGUGGCCCCGUGGGGUGGCCGGCCAUGGGGCAGCAAGCCAAGAUGUGGCCACAAGCCCUGCGUGGAGGUCUGUGCCUUUGGGACGGGGGAAUCCCUGUCCAGCCUGGGCGGUGGCACCCCAAGCAGCACCGUGCCCCCCCGGCUGCCGCCUUCCCUUUCCUGGCAGUUUCCAUUGCUGGGGCUGCCAUGCGCAGGGCUCCGGGAGGAAGUGGCUGUGGAUUCGGCCAGCUGCGGGAUGGCCACCGAGGGGCCGGACCUGUACGAGAACCUGAAGAUCCGCUACCCGCGCGGUGAGCAAGGCGCACGGGACCAGGCGGAGCUGCGGGUGGCACGGGCAGAGCUGGAGGCGCUGGGGCCGCUGCUGCCGCCCGGCCCCGAUGGUUCACGGAGCCCCAGUGACAGCCCCGACGUGGCACAGAGGCGCAGGGACUUUUUGGGGCGGUGGCUGCAGGGGCUGGGCCUGGGCUGGAGGUACCACAAGGGGAAGAUCUACUACUUCUCCUGGGACGAGAAGCCUUGGCGCGAGGCGAAGGAGUUCUGCCUCUCCAAGCGGGCGCAGCUCACCUCCGUCACCAGCCGGGACGAGCAGGAGUUCCUGGCGCGGGAGUCGCGGGGGGGCUAUUACUGGAUCGGGCUGGAGGACGGUGACCGCAACGACACCUGGCGCUGGGUGGACGGCACCGUGUACUCACCGGCCAACAGCUUCUGGGCGCCGGGGCAGCCGGACCGGCAGGACCACGGGCAGCAGGGCCGCGAGGGCUGCGCCCAGAUCCACCCGGUGGGCACCGGGCUCUGGAACGACCACAACUGCAACAUCCCCUUCCUCUGGAUCUGCAAGCGGGACCUGGGGGGGCCCUGAGCGCCCGCGGCCGGACCCCGCGGGGUGAAGCCCCCGCGCUGG